Molecule: messenger RNA, 2481 nt
Organism: Coregonus sp. 'balchen'
Lineage: Eukaryota; Metazoa; Chordata; Actinopteri; Salmoniformes; Salmonidae
Source: the annotation of a GenBank genome assembly
AUGGCCCCCAAAGGUAAGGUGGUGUAAAUAUGUGACUUGGUCUUAGGUAGACUUGACCUCUGUGUAUCGGCUGAGGUCUCCAGCUGGUUUGGGACCAGUGAGAGGGGGAAGGGACUCCUCUGUGAGCCCAUGCCCACUUCAGGGGCUCUACUACUAAGAUUAGUUCUGAUCAGUUCUCUGAUAGAGAGCUACAGUUGGUGGAGAGAGGGAUAGACAACAAAAACAAAACAAGUUGCUGACAGAAUGGUGUUUAGCAAGCCUCUUUCUUCUAAUAUGCCUGUGAGGAGUGAUGACUCAGAGAUUUAAUCUGUUUUAGCCAUUGUGGUGAAUCAUUAUGGGCACAGCUGCUGGGUAUUUAGGGUCAAUGGUUGGGGUGUAGGAGGGAAUGGCUCUGUCUAUGAAACAUUCCUGGAUGUUAGAUGUAAUCAGAUAAUUACACUGGUGUUAGUGAGCUCACUGGAAGUUUCAGCUGUUGCCGAAACGACAUUUCAGCUUCACUGCAGAUCUGCUGUGCAUUUGAACUCUCUACUCUCUAAUGCAUUGUGUAAGUGUGUGUGUGUCGCUUCACCACUCUAUGAGCCCAUGUGUUGUGAACAGAACCAUAAAGACAGUACAUGUGUUUGUAUGCACUCACUAACUGUAAGUCGCUCUGGAUAAGAGCAUCUGCUAAAUGACUGUAAAUGUAAAAAAUGUAAAUGUUGCAUUAUCACCUGUUUGACCAAAGCAUGCCACAGCUGCAAAAUUAGAUUACCACCAAUCUGGAAUUGACAUCCAACAAAUGAUGACAGGCCAGUUAAAAACAAACACACAUUAAACAUCUAAGAUAGACUACUUCUCUUUCCAUGUAUCUCUGUACACAACUCUAUAUUAAGCACGGUUUGAAUUCCUCUGGCUCUUUUCCUUCCAGACAUCAGAUGAGCUCAACUGCUCUCCCUAAAUCGCUCACCCAGAUCAGUCUGAGCACUAGUCCCGACAUCCACACUUAUUCAUCUCUACGACUCAUCUAUCUCUCCCUCCCAUUCACUUAUUGUCUUCCACCACUUACUAAUGAAUGAAUGAAUGAAUGAAUGACUGAAUGAUCUAUACCCACUCCAUCCUCUCUUUGUCUCUUUGCAGUAAUGGACCUGAUCUACUGGCGGGAUGUGAGGAAGACAGGGCUGGUGUUCACAGGGCUGGUGAUAGGCCUGGCCAGCCUGUUCCAGCUCAGUUCCGUCACCAUGCUGUCCUACCUGUGUAUGGCCAUCAUGUGUCUCACCUUCCCCCUACGCCUCUACUACAAACUUCUAGAGCUGAUACGCAAGAACCCUGAAGGAGUGCACCCCUUUCAGUAAGCACAGUUUACAGCAGUUACCAUGCUGUAGUUUAGAGAAACAUAUCAUAUUGCUCCAACCUCUAUAUGUAAUCAUUGGAGUAUGAUAAACCAACAGCCAUAUGUGAAUGGCUCUGUGCAUCUGUUGGUAGAACAUGCUUCUUGAAACUAGGUAUUUGUUUGAUUAUGUAUUUGUGUGUGUGUGUGUGUGUGUGUGGGGGUGUGGGUGUGGGUGUGUGGGUGUGUGGUACCAGGUCUUAUAUAGGAGACGACAGCUCUCUGACAGAUGAGGAGACCGUGUUGGUGGUGGAGAAGGUGGUGCUAAUGAUUGCCUUCGCCGUCACAGAGAUCAAACGCCUGCUCUUCAUCGACAGCAUCAUGGACUCCAUCAAGGUCAGGGGCCACUGUCAAUGUCCCUCUGAAAACUCAGUGUAUUACUGUACUAUACUGUAAUGUGUGUGGGGAUUGGGGAGGAAGCUAGAAGUCAAAGUCACAUAAUCACCAGCACUUGAGUCAGACAACAUAACUGGUCCUCCUGAGGGCUUACAUCAGUAAUAUUAUACAAUACAUAAACAAAACAUAAUCAUUGCUUCAUAAGCUCACAUGCUAUCACUACUGAUACCAAACGAUGCCAAUCUAAAAAGCUGUUCCUCUGUUCUCAGUUUGUGGUGCUGCUGUAUGUGUUGACCUAUAUGGGCAUCACAACCAAUGGCCUGACCCUGGUGAUAGUUGGUGAGACCCUGCUGAUCCACGCAACACCUGCCUAUCGGACUGUCUUACACCACACUGUCUUACAGCACCACCCUCAUACGUCUGAUAAUUAUGCCCUAAUAAGCCACAUUACUCCACCUGUUUCAUUCAUACUCGAAACUCCCCCAACUGCUCUGAUCUGUCCAUAAAGCUAUCUGUAAAUAAUAAUGUGAACAUUUCCUUCUCCGUCUCUUUCGCAGGUGUCAUGUGUGUUUUCUCUCUUCCUCUAUUCUACAAACAAAUGCAGGUGAGGCAGCGAGCUCCUGCUGUUCAGACUCUAUUUGUUGUAGAGAUUAUUAUAAUGUAAUCCACAUAACAGCAGCAACCAAAGGACUGUGUCUAAUCUACACGUGUUUGGAUGACAGGGGCGAAUGAAGAGGAUUAGCAAAGUGGUCAGUGGCCUCCUGAGGAAAAUCAAAAAC